This is a messenger RNA of Sinocyclocheilus rhinocerous, 2075 nucleotides long. RefSeq names its product retinal guanylyl cyclase 2-like. Gene Ontology annotation, cellular component: plasma membrane. Gene Ontology annotation, molecular function: ATP binding; peptide receptor activity; protein kinase activity. The record is from RefSeq and is a predicted model, not a curated record. NCBI's taxonomy places the organism in Eukaryota, Metazoa, Chordata, Actinopteri, Cypriniformes, Cyprinidae. Gene Ontology annotation, biological process: receptor guanylyl cyclase signaling pathway; protein phosphorylation; cGMP biosynthetic process.
AGACAGAUAUGGUGCGUUUUCUGGGACGGCCGAUUCAUUUCCCCCCAGCUGGACCACCAAAAACUGAUUCCAGCUGCUGGUUUACGCAUGGGAUCAUCUGCCGUGGAGGUGUGAAUCUUUUACACAUGGUUUUAAUCUUCCUGUCUGGUUUUCUGUUCAUCUUCUUCUCAAUUGGCUUUUCUUACUGCAUCAGGCGUAAAAUUAGUAAGAGCCGAAUGGUGCGGGGUCCAAACAAGAUUUUACUGACUUUAAAUGAUGUCACAUUCAUCAACCCAUCCCUGAGCAAUAAGAAGCUGAUCUUGGAUGACAGCAAGGCCAGUGACUCGAGAAUGAGCAUUUCAGAGCGAAGCCUCAAGUCUCCAUUGUCUAUUCAGUCGCCAGCCACCUACGAAAAUACUAAUGUUGCCAUUUAUGAGGGUGAUUGGGCUUGGCUCAAAAGGCUUCCAUUUGGAAAUUUCUGGAACAUCACUCCUCAUACCAGUAAUGUGUUUGAACUGAUGAAAGAUAUGAGGCAUGAGAACGUUAACCCCUUUCUUGGCUUUUUCCACGACUGUGGGGUGUUUGCCAUAGUAACAGAGUACUGUUCGCGCGGCAGCUUGGAAGAUCUGUUGGUCAAUGAUGACGUCAAACUGGACUGGAUGUUCAAGUCCUCUCUCAUUCUAGACCUCAUCAAGGGUAUGAAAUAUCUUCACAACUGGAACGUCUGUCAUGGAAGGCUUAAAUCCAGGAACUGUGUGGUCGAUGGGCGUUUUGUGCUCAAAAUCACAGACUAUGGCUACAACGAGGUUUUGGAAGCUCAGAGAUUUCCUUAUGUUGAGCCUCCAGCUGAAACCCUUCUGUGGACCGCCCCUGAGAUAUUGAGAGAACCCUACCCUGGUCUAUAUGGCAGUCACCCUGGUGAUGUGUACAGUUUCUCAAUCAUCAUGCAAGAGGUGGUCAUGCGAGGGCCUCCAUUCUGCAUGCUGGAGCACUCUUUUGAUGAAAUUGUCCAGAAGGUCCGGAAGCCUCCUCCAAUGUGCCGGCCCAUUGUGUCCCCGGAUCAUGCCCCCAUGGAGUGUAUUCAGCUUAUGAAGCAGUGCUGGAAUGAACAGCCAGAGAAGAGACCCACAUUUGAUGAAAUCUUUGACCAGUUCAAGAAUGUUAAUAAAGGAAAAAAGACCAACAUCAUAGACUCCAUGUUGCGAAUGCUGGAGCAAUAUUCCUCCAACCUGGAGGAGUUGAUCAGGGAAAGGACAGAGGAGCUGGAAAUAGAGAAACAAAAGACUGAGAAACUCCUCACACAAAUGUUGCCCCCGUCAGUGGCAGAGGCUCUGAAGCUGGGCACUACAGUCGAACCGGAUCUUUAUUUCAGUGAUAUUGUUGGCUUCACCACAAUCUCAGCCAACAGUGAGCCCAUUGAGGUGGGUGACCUCCUCAAUGACCUUUACACAACAUUUGAUGCUGUAAUCGGCAAUCAUGACGUCUACAAGGUGGAGACCAUAGGAGAUGCUUACAUGGUGGCUUCAGGUGUGCCUGUGCCCAAUGGGAACCGACAUGCAGCUGAGAUUGCAAACAUGGCCUUGGACAUUCUGAGUGCUGUUGGCACCUUCAAAAUGAGACAUAUGCCUGAUGUACCGUUCCGCAUCCGAAUAGGACUUCACACAGGUCCCUGUGUGGCUGGUGUGGUGGGUUUGACCAUGCCACGGUACUGCCUGUUUGGGGACACAGUCACCACUGCUUCUAGAAUGGAGUCCACAGGAUUGCCGUACAGAAUCCAUGUCCAUUCCAGUACAGUAAAAAUUCUUAUGGACCUGAAGUUGGGGUACAAAGUAGAGCUGAGAGCCAGAACAGAACUCAAGGGCAAAGGUAUAGAAGAAACCUACUGGCUCACCGGGAGAGAUGGCUUCACCAAACCGCUCCCUGUGCCACCCGUUCUCAAGUCAGGGCAAAUGGCUCAUGGCUUGCAGAUGGAGGAGAUAGCCGCAUACAAGAAGCGGAAAGCAGAAGCACAGCUUGCAAAGAAGAAAAACUGAGACACAAAUCAAAAGAUUUUAAGGUGAUGCUUAAGAAGGCAGUGAGGAAGAUCUCCACUGUGC